UGGACUGCCACGAUGCCGAGACCUUACUCCACGACGCCGAGACCUUACUCCACGACGCCGAGACCUUUACUCCACCAAUCCACGCUGUCGCCGGCCGGAUGCCGCUUGGCAGGGUGUUUCGACCCGGUUUCCCACCCGAGGACGGGCCUGUCGUCUUUCGGCGCGGCACGAGAGGGCUGGCUUUGGUUGCGGGUGAAGGCGUUCUAGUAACCGGAUGUGUUGUCUGCGAUUUUUGGUUUGAGAACUCAUGCACCAGGCAAUUAUGCUUGUUCUUUAAAAUUGACACUUCAGAUAGGCGGCGGCUUCUAGCAACGUUUCAGAAAGUCCAAGUCUUGGUGCAGUGUAAGUGGAAUGUAGAGCAUACUAAAGACCAACUAGCUUGAGAACACCUAAGAUGAAGAUGGGAAAGACGCUCGCUCCGGAGGCAGGCCUGCCAUGUGUAAUACCAGACGGUGUCGAAAUGCAUGCUGUUGGGACGUUUUCUGCCGAACAUGCUUCUUGCGGGCCAAGUCAUGAUUGGCAAUGUGGACGAUGUCAAUCUGACUUCGUGCCCGUCAUGGCGGAAGCUCUUGCACUGAAUGCGGCGUCAAGAGUGGUCUGAGAGGGUAGCUGGCGACGAGGAUCAUAUGUCAGACCGGCUGCAGCCCACCAGCACCAAGUCAGUUGAGACUCUAGUUUCCCUACUUGAGCGUUGAUCAUCCGUCUCGUACUUCAUCGCGGGCGUUGCGGUCUCAACACACAGCCGUACAAAGUCUAAAGUCAAAGUUAAGUAGAAGCAAGUUACGGAAGGGAAGGAUCAAAGAACCGGGCGUCCGUAUCCAGCUAAAGCUGGUGCGGCACAUGCCCGUUUUGCGACAGAACGGAUCGGGACGCGUAUACCGUUAGUUGUCAGUUUUCUUGGCCGGUACGAGACGAGACUUCUCCGCAGGUCUGCGAUGAGUGGAAAGUUGUAUGAGAUAUUUUAUAUGUCUUCAACGUGAAGAAGUAUAAGCCGGAGGAGGCUCAUUGAGUGGCACCUGCAGGAUUCCUCAAGUUAGUCCUCCGAACCAAGAAAAAUAAUAAUCAUAAUAAUAAUAAUUAUUUUUU
Messenger RNA from Parathielavia appendiculata, 1086 nucleotides. RefSeq lists its product as uncharacterized. NCBI's taxonomy places the organism in Eukaryota, Fungi, Ascomycota, Sordariomycetes, Sordariales, Chaetomiaceae. The record is from RefSeq and is a predicted model, not a curated record. The transcript has a single exon. Bases 395 to 601 code for a protein of 68 amino acids.